This is a messenger RNA of Racocetra fulgida, 305 nucleotides long. Lineage: Eukaryota; Fungi; Glomeromycota; Glomeromycetes; Diversisporales; Gigasporaceae. The record is from the annotation of a GenBank genome assembly.
AAAGUAAUAUUGAAAAAGAUACUGAAGAGGAUUUUCCAGUAUUUAAAAAGGCCCAUUCUAAUGAAUCACAAGAGUUUAAUAAUCAGUUAAAAAAUUUUAUAUACUUAACUGAGAAAAAAAAGAAUAUUUUACAAGAUUAUUCAAAUAUAGUUCAAAAGGAUGUAGCAAAUAUAAUUGGCUCUCAAGAAUUUUUUAAUGAUGUUGAAUAUUUAUCACAGAUUAUAUAUUCUGCAAAAGAAGCAAUCACAGCUGUUGAUUCUAAAUCAACUACUUUAGCAGAUGUUUAUAUUAAAUUAGUUCAAUUA